Messenger RNA from Cydia amplana, 990 nucleotides. RefSeq lists its product as uncharacterized. The transcript has 2 exons. The coding region runs from base 73 to 990 and encodes 305 amino acids. Gene Ontology annotation, cellular component: cytoplasm. Gene Ontology annotation, biological process: regulation of proteolysis; proteasome-mediated ubiquitin-dependent protein catabolic process. The record is from RefSeq and is a predicted model, not a curated record. Gene Ontology annotation, molecular function: ubiquitin protein ligase binding. NCBI's taxonomy places the organism in Eukaryota, Metazoa, Arthropoda, Insecta, Lepidoptera, Tortricidae.
UUGUUGAACCGUUGAAGUUACAUUAAGUGAAUCCAGUUUUGAGAAAUACGAAUUACAUAUUUGGACUACACUAUGUCUCAAAUAUCUUUGCGACAUUUACACCGCGGUCCAACCACUACACUAAUCUUUACAAUUGUACGGAUCGAAGGAGACCCUGUUUCAAUAUCAUAUGAUCACACUAUUACCGUUGAUAACUUGAUACAGGCUUCUGUAAAAUUUGAGUACAUAAAAUGCACGUUUGUACCGUAUGUAAGAAUGAAGAAAAUGGAAGGUGUAUACAAUUCUCCAGUUCCAGUUACAAUACAAAGUGACGGAUUUAAAGAACAGUUUUUUUGCUCUGACUACUGGAUUGAAGUAAAGUUGAACCCAUUUGUACAUACUUCAGCAGGAAGAACUAAUUUUAAAUGUAGCAACACAAGUUAUUCGGACAGGGCACAUGAUAUUACCGCAACUUGUUACAUCAUUGAAAUAAAUGUUACCGUGCAAGCCAUAAUACCAACAGGUUUUUUGCCAAGAAAAGAACUCUAUGAAGAUACAGAGUCUAUGGAUUUUCAACUGCAUACAAAAGAUGGCACAGUGGCAGUACACAAGGCAGUACUGUUCCUUCACAGCGACAUGUUCAAAAUGAUGUUGACAAAUAACUGGAAGGAAUCUAAUGAAGGUCAGAUUAAUAUGGACGGUAUCACUGUCCAGACGCUUAAACACCUGAAGGACUACAUGUACUUGGGUAUUCUGCCAGAAGAAGGCCUGGAGCCGCUGCUGCAGGUUGCUGCACACUACUUCAUGGACAAGUUGAGAGCCGAUUGCUCGGCUAAGCUAGUAGAAUCGGUGAAUUCAGAGAACAUCAAUAGACUUAUUGCUCUGGGUUGCGAGUUUAAUAUACCAGAAUUGGUGAGAGGUCUUAUAUUUAGAAUUCCAGAUAGUAUUGUUAAUGAUAUGAAUUACUUGAAAAUUGAUAAGUCAAAUGACAAAGUCGUAGAGGAAAACUGA